GGACGUCUUAACGCUCUCCAUCUCCCUAAGGUUCCUGGUCCGCUGACGGCCGAGUUGGAGUCCAAGAAGACGGACAAGAAAAGGGCUCAGAAAGCAGCCAAGAAAACCAGGGAGAAAGAACAGAAAGAACAGAGGAAGAAACUAGAGAUGGAGGCUGAGGAGAAGAAAAGAUUUGCCUCCUUAAGCGAUCGAGAGAAGAGAGCACAGGCUGCAGAGAAGAGGUUGGCAGAGCAUCAGGCCUCGACAGGGGGAGACCUUUCAAACACCAGGCGGUGUUGGCAGUGUGGGGAGUCCCUGGUGGGAAAGGUCCCGUUUCAAUACCUAGACUUCAGCUUCUGCACCCCUCGCUGUGUCCAGGAGCACCGCAAGGCUAAUGUGGCCAACAGAAGCAGGGCAGGAAACUGACUUUCAUGUUGCUACCGCCACAACCCUACCAUACUGUUGCCACUUCACUAUAGAAGCCUCAGGCCUACGAAUCUAUUGGUUGGUGGGGACAGAGCACGCAGACCCAGAGACCUAACUGAACCAAGCCACAGACCUCAGUCAAUCUGCAUCUUGAUGUUGCCCAUCUGAUAGGAU
Messenger RNA from Oncorhynchus masou masou (cherry salmon), 579 nucleotides. Its product is annotated as tRNA endonuclease ANKZF1-like. Lineage: Eukaryota; Metazoa; Chordata; Actinopteri; Salmoniformes; Salmonidae. The annotation marks the transcript as partial. The record is from RefSeq and is a predicted model, not a curated record. The transcript has 3 exons.